AUGUUCGUCGUGUUUCAUAUUUUAAUUAAACAAGUAUGUUGUUAUUUUAUUUUCAUUAGGCAUCAUACAAUAUGCAUUACUGGUUUACUCUAUUCUCAUAAUGGCGGACGUUUAAUAAGCAGUGAUAAUGAAGGCAAUUUAUGUUUAUUAGAUGCUAACGAUAGUUAUAAAUUACAGCGUACAGUAGCAAAAGCUUUAUCAAUAUCACGAAAAGGAAUAACAACAUUAUCUAUAAGUCCAGAUGGUAAACAUACAGCAUAUGUUGGACCAACUGAAUUUGUUGUAACAAUUGUUGAAACAAAUAGUUUAAAUCAAACACUUCGAAUUGAUAUAAGUAGUUGUACAUUAAUAACUAAUGAUCGACGAUCAAUAACAUCAACAGAAGCAGCUUUAUUUGUACGUUUUGCACCUAAUCGACAAUUAUUAGUUGCAACAACAAAUUUUAAAUUACUUAAAUUUGAUUCAUUUACAGGAAAACUUUUAAAUAUUAUAAAUAAUAUACAUAAACGUACAUUUGAUUGUCUAACUCUAUCAUCGGAUAGUCAAUAUUUAGUUACUGGUGGCGAUAAUAUGAUUAAAUUUUGGGAUGAGGCAAAUUUUCAAAGUUUUGUUGGUCAUUCAGAACCAAUACGAAAAGUAUUUUUUACAGAUGAUAAUAUGCAUAUUGUAAGUAUUGGUGAUUCAAUAUUUAUUUGGGAUGUACUUGCUUGGACUACACCACGACCAGGAUUAUUAAAUAAUACACAAUGUAUUGUGCCUUCAAAAAUUCAUGAACGUGUACCUAUUCUAUCUAAUUUGGAUAAUAAUGGACAACCAAGAAAUCCACCUGAACCAUUUCAAUAUACUCAACAAAUGAAUGGUCAUACUGCUCGAGCUAUAACACGAUCAUUAUCAAAUUCUGAACUUGAUAAUAAAAAUAUAAAUGUAUCUCAAGGACAAAAAAAAAUAAAUAAUAAAAAAUUAUUAACAAAACAAAUUGAUAAUAUACCUACAAUUCGACGUCAUUUUAUUCAACGAAUUAAUCAUUCACAAUUAGCUAAAAAACGUUAUAUUGCACCAGUUAAUCAAGAAAGUCUUAAACUUAAAUCUAUAAUUGGUUAUAAUGGCAAUGGAAGAGAAAAUCUUGUUUGGCAUGCACAUAGUGGAUUUUUUGCUUAUAGUGUCGGUUGUAAUGUUAUUGUAGAAAAUCUUAACAAUAAUCAUCAAACAAUUUUAACCGGACAUACAGAGGAAAUCUCUACUCUAACUUUAUCAAAUGAUAUUACUCUCUUAGUUAGUGCACAAUGUUCAACACUAACGAAUAAAGAUGAAUUACAAACAAAAAUUAUUAUUUGGGAUAUAAAAAUGCUUCAACAAAAAUUAUAUCUUCAUCAAUCAGUUCAUGCGGUUCAAUCAAUGGCUUUUUCAAGAGAUGAUCGUUUUCUUAUUACUAUGGGUGAUUAUCGAAAACCGUUACUUUCUUUAUGGUCGACACAUGAUUAUACAAAUUUACUCAAUUGGCAAGAUGAAUCUUCAUCAAUUUAUAUGAAUUGUCUUGCUUGGAAUUCAAUGCGUGCAAAUGAAUUUUGUCUUGGUUGUUCAAAUGGUUGUGUACGUUUUUGUACAAUUAUUGAACAAACAAAUGAUACAAAUAUACGAUUACAAGUUAUUAAUGGGCAAAUUCCAUUAUCAAUUAGUGAACAUACAAAAAAUUCAUGUGAAAUAGCUUCAUGUGUUUAUUUAAUAUCAAAUUCUCAUCUUGUUCUUUGUUCAACUAAUUCGGGUUUUGUAAUAUGUUGGAAUACUCGUACAAAUACAUGUUUACUUCAUUGGAAAGCUGAUUCAAAUGAAAUAUGUUAUAUGACAACAAUGAAAUAUAAAUUAUUAACAGGUUCAUCAACUGGUUGUUUAAGAUUAUGGAAUAUAGAAAGUCUUGAAGUUAACUUAGGACAAACAAAUACUAAUGAUUCAAAUUAUGGUUUAACUAUUCAAGAUGAAUUUCAACUUGAUGAUGGAAUUAUUAGUGGAUCAUUUGAUAAUACAUUUGAUAUGGGUAUUGUUGGUACAUCAUGUGGAUCAUUAUGGUAUAUUUGUUGGACAACAGAACGAACCAAAACUCGUCUUGUUGCUUCACAUACAGAUCAUAUAACUGGUGUCAUACCUAUUGAAGAUACUCAUAUAGUUACAAGUAGUCUUGAUGGUACAAUAAGAAUAUUUCAAUUAGAAGAUCGAAAUGAAAUUCUUCGUUUUGAUGCUAAUGGAUUAAAAGUAACCUGUUUAACAUCAUGGGAUAAUUCUAUUGUUCCAGCAAAUCAUUCAUUAGGGACAACAAGUCCAAUAAAAAAUAUCCGAACAACAGUUCGAUCCAUUGUUGCUGGAUAUAAUGAUGGUACAUUACGUAUUUUUAAUCUUCUUCAUGGUCAAAUGGUACUUAAAUUACAUCCACAUACAUCAUCUAUUACUGCCAUAAAUGUUCCAUCAAAUAUAACAAUAAGUAUAUCUGGUGCAUCCGAUGGUUCUGUUGCAAUAUCAAAUCUUGUUCAAGGUAUUGUUUUACGUGUGUUAAAUGAACAUCGUGGUAAUGCACCAAUUUGUAUGAUUGAUUCAAAACAAUUAUUAGAAAAUAAUUUUUAUAUGUGGUUAAUAACAAGUCAUGAUCGACGUGUUAGUUUAUGGAAAUCAAAUCAACAAUUUGAUUUAUGUCAAUUAAUUGAUUGGUUAACAUUUUCAGCACCAUCAUUUGCACCAGAUGGAACAACUAUACAUAAUAAUAAUUGGCAAUCAUAUCCACCAAGUUUAGCUCGUUUUAUUGAUCAGAAUUUAUUAAUGUAUAUUGGUUAUGGAAUAGAAAAAUCAAUACAAAUCUAUAAUCUUGAUACAAAACAAAUUAUUCGUACAAUAUCAUUAAGUCAAUGGUGUUCAUGUUUUGACAUAUCAAAUAUGAAAAAUGAUGAAAAUGAAAAUCGUUUUAUAGCAAUUGGUACAAAAGAUCGUUUAGUACAAUUAAAAGAUUAUACUCAGGAAACAUUUCAGGAUUUUAUUGGUAACAGUGAUACUGUAUUAAAUAUUAAAUUUUUAAAAAAUAAUUCUAAUGAUUUAUUAAUAACAACAUCAUCAAAUGAAAUAUUUCUUUGGAAUAUACUUUUAAAUUAG
Rotaria sp. Silwood2 is the source of this 3132-nucleotide messenger RNA. The record is from the annotation of a GenBank genome assembly. Lineage: Eukaryota; Metazoa; Rotifera; Eurotatoria; Philodinida; Philodinidae.